GCCAAUGGGCGCGGGGGGGCGUGGCCGCCGUUCCAGAGAGUUCCGAGGAGGCGGCUCCGUUCCUCUUCCCUCAGGGGCAUAAUUCUGCCCCAGAUGAUUUGGUGGAUAUCCAACUGCCGGAAGGGGAAACAGCUACGUGUGACCUGUGAUUCUUUGCUUGGUGCCCCGGUGGGCCCUAGGGCAGGCCCUCAGUUUUAGCAGCCCCCUCCAGAGGAAAGAUGGUGAAGGAAACGGGGUACUAUGACCUGCUGGGGGUCAAGCCGUGCGCAACGAUGGAGGAGAUCAAGCGGGCAUACCGGCGGCUGGCGCUGAGAUACCAUCCAGACAAGAACCCCAGCGAGGGGGAGCGGUUCAAGCAGAUCUCGCAGGCGUACGAGGUCCUCUCAGACCCCGGCAAGAGGUCCCUCUAUGACCGAGGCGGGGAGCGGGCCAUGAAGGAGGGCGGCAUGGCCAGCCGAGGUGGCUUUGGGCCCCCGAUGGACAUCUUUGACUUGUUCUUCGGAGGAGGGGGCCGCGCUCACGGCCCCCGGGUGGAAAGGAGAGGCAAAACGGCUGUCCAUCUGCUGUCCGUGACCCUGGAGGACCUGUACAGCGGAGCCACGCGGAAGCUCUCCCUGCAGAAGAAUGUCAUCUGCCGGAGCUGCGGGGGCCGCGGUGGCAGGGAGGGCCUUGACGUAAGAUGCCCCAAGUGCCACGGGUCCGGCAUGGAGGUCAUUGUUCACCAGCUGGGGCCGAACGUGGUCCACCACAUCCAGACCAUGUGCUCGCAGUGCCAGGGCCAUGGAGAAUGGAUGCGGCCCCUUGACCGCUGCCUUGCCUGCAACGGCCGGAAGGUGGUCCGGGAAAAGAAGAUUCUCACCGUGCACCUGGACAAAGGCAUGGCAGACAGGCAGAAGAUCACCUUCCACCAGGAAGGGGACCAGGCGCCCGGCUUUGAGCCCGGAGACAUCGUGAUCGUCCUGGACCAGAAGCAGCACCCCGUCUUCCAGCGCAGGGGCAACGACCUCAUCGUCCGGCGGGAAGUGCCGCUGGUGGACGCCUUGUGCGGCUGCAAGCAGGUCAUCCAAACCCUGGACAACCGGAGGCUCCUGGUCUCUUCCCAGCCCGGGUGCGUGAUCAAGCCUGGCGACGUCCGGUGCAUCCCAAACGAAGGGAUGCCCGUCUACCGCAGCCCUGCCCAGAAGGGGAAGCUGGUCAUUCACUUUGAGGUGAAGUUCCCGGACCCCGGCUGGCUGCCCCUCCACCAGCUGCGCCAGUUCCAGGCCUUUUUCCCCGGCCGCGAGGAGGUCAUGGCUACCGAAGACAUGGAGGAGGUGGAGCUGCGCGAGUAUUUCCCCCAGCCGGACUUCGGCGGGCGGCACUUCCACAGCGAGGCCUAUCACGAAGACGACUCGGAGGAUCCCCUGCGGCACAACGUCCAGUGCCAGACCUCGUAGCCCGACAGACAGAGCCCGCGUCGCCUUGCUGGGGUGGGAAGCCCAGGAGGCGUUAAAAAAUGCCAAGGGCCGGGGAGCCCACCCGGUCGCAAAAGGUUCCUCCUUUGGCUGCGGGUCCCCUGACCCCCCCGCCGGAGGUUGGCUGCAUCUAUAACCCUCUGUUUAGCUUGGGGGCCUUGGGCCCCACAAGCACUCCGGUCUAGAAAUCAACCUGGGAGCCUCACCCCGGACGUUUCUCCCGUCCUGCCCGGCUGCCCUGGGCCUCCCCUGGCUUGCCAGUUUUGGACGCCGCCACUGGUGUCUUUCCAGGGGAACCGCAACCCUGAAUGAGAAACGAGGUAUUUGGGCACCCAUCUCCACC
Candoia aspera is the source of this 1797-nucleotide messenger RNA. RefSeq names its product dnaJ homolog subfamily A member 1-like. Bases 219 to 1436 code for a protein of 405 amino acids. The transcript is spliced from 9 exons. The record is from RefSeq and is a predicted model, not a curated record. Gene Ontology annotation, biological process: protein refolding; response to heat. Gene Ontology annotation, molecular function: ATP binding; Hsp70 protein binding. Lineage: Eukaryota; Metazoa; Chordata; Lepidosauria; Squamata; Candoiidae. Gene Ontology annotation, cellular component: cytosol; cytoplasm.